AUGCGUGAAAUCGUUCAUCUUCAAGCCGGGCAGUGCGGUAACCAGAUUGGCGCUAAGGUAUGGUGUACACCCUAACAUUUAAAAUAUAUCCAUUUUUUAUCUAAAAAGCCUAGAACUCUCACUGUUCUUCAUGGUUUUUCAGUUCUGGGAAGUGAUUUCUGAUGAGCAUGGCAUCGACCCAACUGGCACAUACCACGGAGAUUCUGAUCUUCAGUUGGAAAGAAUCAAUGUAUACUACAACGAAGCUACAGGUACUUUAACAGUCAGUCAAAUGGUCCGAAGUGUUCCGUUGCGUGCUAAAGUAACGGGCCCUCGGAAGGGGACAAGGAAUUCGGUCGCGCCCGAAAUGCCCUUCCCCGGCUUCCCUUUUGAAAGCUUGCCACGCAGGCUAAGUCCACGAAAACCAAAUUUGCAAUCAAUUUUCACACUUUUGAUCAAAGCAUUCAACGGAACGUUAUGUUCCGCUUGUAACACCAAGGCUUACUGCUUUUACGUUCAUUUAACCUUGCCUGCGUCGAAGAGUUUAGGGUAGUUUUAUUUCUGUAGUUCUCUAUUUCGAUUAAAGGUCAUUCCUCUGAAAUCGAACCAGCUGCGGUAAGAUUUUUGUCAAACUUCACCGACUGAUUGUGUAUGUUGUAGAAACGUAAAGUUUGAAAUAAAAUGGGGGGAGCCCCAUACUGGUUUAGGAGCAGGAGCGACUUGUCUGUACCCAAUAAUUCCUUAAAAUACAAAUAUGAUUAAUAUAUUCACGAGUACAUGUUUUGAAUAGUUUUCCGACGAUUGUUUCUUUUUCUGCUCUGGGAAUUAGUCUACAUUUAUUCUAGACAAAGAAAGUUACUGUUAAUGUUAAAAAGAAACACGUCACCACCCUGCGGAGCUCUAGCCUCAACGAGAAAAGCGCCAUGCUUUAAUGUGCGCACGCUAAUCACGAGUGAAAUUGUGCGCCCUAAGGAUGCACAAAGCAAUACUUAGCACUGAAUAACCUUAAUGUCUGGUAGCCAUUCACCGAUUGGCGUUCAUUGCACAUUAUUCUAGGUGGAAAAUAUGUUCCCAGAGCCUGCCUUAUCGAUCUGGAGCCAGGCACGAUGGAUUCAGUGCGAUCCGGCCCUUUUGGGCAGAUCUUCCGACCUGACAACUUCGUCUACGGUAAGUGCAAAUGAAUAUUAAAAUAAUGAGCGACACUCAAACAUCUGCAUCAGAAAUUAACACAGAGGAUGCCACGUUUCCCUCAGGUCAGAGCGGCGCUGGAAAUAACUGGGCAAAAGGACAUUAUACUGAAGGCGCCGAGUUGGUAGAUUCCGUACUCGAUGUCGUCCGCAAAGAAACAGAGUGCUGCGAUUGCCUUCAAGGCUUUCAGCUCACGCACUCUCUGGGAGGUGGAACCGGCUCUGGAAUGGGAACUCUGCUCAUUUCGAAGAUCAGGGAAGAAUAUCCCGACAGAAUCAUGAACACAUUCAGCGUUGUACCAUCACCUAAAGUAUCGGAUACCGUUGUUGAGCCUUACAACGCGACACUGUCGGUCCAUCAGUUGGUCGAAAACACUGACGAAACAUACUGCAUCGACAAUGAAGCUCUGUAUGAUAUCUGUUUCCGAACUCUAAAGUUCUCAACACCAACUUAUGGCGACUUGAACCAUCUUGUCUCAGCCACGAUGAGUGGUGUUACGACUUGUCUUCGCUUCCCCGGUCAGGUAUUGUUGGAUUUUUUGAAUGAGUAAAAAGAACGAAAUUUUGCGAUAGAAAAAGAUCUUGCCCAGAAUACGGACGUGAGCAUAUAAAGAGCGAAAGAAACGAUCGUGAAAUAAACAAAAAAUCUUAAGAUCGUGGGUUUGUAGCAAGAAAUAUCACAAACUGAAUGUAGUACAAAAAAAGGUUUCUUUUCUUUCGGUGGGUGGGGGAGGGGAACCCUGUUAGUGCGAGAAAGAAAACUUACACGGAAAACGUGAUGAUAAUUAAAUCUCCAAAAUAAUCGAGUAAUGGAUCGAUCGCUGAUUAAAACAAUCUUUACAGAAAAAAUAGGAGAAAAAGAAAGCGAGAAUUUAAUUUCAUCUGCGUUGAUUUGAACAUACAUUCAAACAAAUUUGUUUUCAGAACUGUUGAUCUGAUAUCCAUUUUUAGAGGGAUAGCCGUAUAAAAUGCGAUAAUCGCCUUCCGGACUUUAGAUAUUGGACUGAUACUGAAUUUAAAAGUUACGUGUCAAAAUUUUUUGACAUUUCGCCCGUGUUUUUCUUUUUAACUUAUCUUCGGCCUAUUCACUUAAUUACAUUCAUGUUUACGUUUGCAGGCGUAUUGCGCAUGUGCAGGAGGGUUGACACGCCAAACGACAAGAGAGGAUUGCUUUUUAGUUUCAGAGUCACAAUAUCGAAAUCCAAGAAAAAAAACUGUCAAUUGAAAACAAAAGAUAAGGAGAAAAAAAGGAACAAAAGUGCAAUACCGACAACCGUACAAAAAUAACUUUUUGACAAUCGAAAGUUUUUCCUCAUAACGAAUGCUCUACAUGGUAACGGAAAGGCUGACCUCCUUAGUGUCGCAACUCUGUCCCAUUGCCUCUAUUGUUGGUUUGCACGUGACGUCACGGCGGCCACGAUGGUGGUCAAGAGCAAAAUCAUUUCUCUCCUCUGGGAACUAAGCUUUGUUUUCAUGUAAAUUCUUCCACAAAAAAUUCUAUUGUAUUGACCCCCAAAAUGGCCGUCCUGUCACGUGGUUGCAAACCACAAAUUGUGAAAACAGUAUUCAAACACUGAACCAUCACACAUAAUGUGAAUCCUCGAUAUAAUGAACCCCUAUCUAAAAGGACACCGAAAUAACCAUUGAUUUUCUUCGACACCAAUUAUGUUAUGGUAAAAUGUAUAGCACAGGACCCUAAUAGUAAACUGUAUGACACAGGCCCCUUACUUAGCGUACAGGUGAGCGCUUGGUAUAUCGUUUUCUCGAGUAUAAGAUCUUGACAAUAAGCGCAUUCAUUGACGUUCGUGCAGGUUUCAGUUCACGUUCUCCUUGAGCAGACAGCCGAGCGUAACUUUCCGAACCACUUUACUGACCUAGCCUACUGGGAGUCAUUGAUUUUGUUGAACCAUACAUUUUUUUUUCUAAAUUUUUAGCCUUUUUUCAGGCGUUCAAACUGUAGGAAAGGCGCAAAAAGAUUUAACAAGGAAAAAAAGCAAGGGGGUGAGCGCCUGGAAUAGGCUAUGAAAUUUUUGUAGAAAUACAAAGUAUAACAUUGUGGUCGUCAUAGGUGUUAGUCGCUGGUUUCUAUUAAGACACGCCGUUUCCCCAUCCUUUUUAUAGCUGAAUGCUGAUCUCAGGAAACUGGCCGUAAACAUGGUUCCUUUCCCUCGUCUUCACUUCUUCAUGCCUGGAUUUGCACCCCUCACCAGCAGAGGAUCCCAGCAAUACCAAUCACUAUCAGUACCUGAACUAACCCAGCAGAUGUUUGAUGUCAAGAACAUGAUGGCUGCAUGUGAUCCAAGGCACGGUCGUUAUCUGACGGUGGCAGCCAUGUUUCGUGGCCGUAUGUCCAUGAAGGAAGUGGAUGAACAGAUGCUGAAUGUUCAAAACAAGAACAGCUCCUACUUCGUGGAAUGGAUCCCCAACAACGUCAAGACCGCGGUCUGCGACAUCCCUCCUCGUGGACUGAAGAUGUCUGGUACUUUCGUUGGUAAUAGCACCGCUAUACAGGAACUGUUCAAAAGAAUCGGAGAGCAGUUUACUGCUAUGUUUAGGCGCAAAGCGUUCUUGCAUUGGUACACUGGCGAAGGCAUGGAUGAAAUGGAAUUCACUGAGGUAAAAAAAGGUUUAACUGUAUGGACAAGAGGUCAGGAACGAAUAUCUUCAUAUAGUAUAAUACUCUUCAAGGCAGUGCAAACAUCUCAGUUUCCGUUUUCAGGGUCUCUUUAUGAUCAUUUCGGCCUACGAUAACUUAAGCCUGGCUCUCAAUAAAUAAUGCCCCUGAAGUACCUGCGACAUAGCAACCGGUGCUGCCUGCGGUACUACUCCGACAUAUGAAGACAUAAAGGCCACCGGCAACAAGAAACAUCGCAGUUCUUUACCACCGGCAUGCCUGCGAAGUUGACUUGAAGUUUGGAAGGCCUACUUUGUAGGUCUUAAAGAAAAAUAGCUUCAAAGAAGACAUUCCUUGUUAUAAAAGUGAUUAGUUUCACUGAUUUUUUUUUUCACAGGCCGAAUCUAACAUGAACGAUCUUGUGUCAGAGUACCAGCAAUACCAAGACGCUACAGCUGAAUUUGAUGGCGACUUUGACGAGGAAGAAGAAGAAGAGGGUGAAGCGGCAUAAAACUCACCAGAAUAAAACAGACAGUAGCUGCUAGCAGGAAUAACCUAUAACGCCGUUUUAUAGUUCAUAAAUGGGCUAACAAAUUAAAAACAAGGGAAAGACAAAAAGCUAACACAGCCGGACAGCACAGAACUGUUAAAGAAGCGUAUCAUACAAAUCAUAGCCUGGUGUUUUCAUGCAAACUAUAGGGUAGAGUGUCGUUAAUGCACAAAACGACCCCUGAAAAACAAGAGUCACUAAUACACAACAGAGUAGUACCUAUAUCUACCAGUGUGUCUAAGAUCAGGGAGUUCUAGCAGGCCCAUGGCCACAAGGACUGCAGAACGUUUCUCAAAUUUUGUUGGUGUUUAUAAAUAUCAAUCUUGUCAAUAAAUGUAGCGUAUUAGUAUAUAUAUCACAGCUUGUAAGGUAUCCUACAAUUCAGCCUUCCGGCUACAAAAGGGACAAUAAACCAGUGAUUUGAUUUGAUUUGAUUUAAGCGAAAGUCAUAAACUCAUUUACCAACGUGCAAGCCAACCAUAACAAUACUUUUGGGCAGUAACGCCAGCCAUGACUUGUCCAAGCUUCAGUCUACUUCCUCCCCAAUACAAGUAAAAGACAAUAAAUAUUAAAACCUGCUUUUAAGUACUAGAAGUGUAGUAACGUCUAACAAAACCGGGCCAACAGCUCCGCUGCAUUCUUAAGCACAGCCGAGGAAGGGUGUUUUUUGCACAUUAAACUACUAAAUACUAGAGACACGUCAACAAAAACUCGAGCCGCCAAGUCAUGGCAUCUGACGUUAAAAAAAGCCUGCAGUGCAAACAGCAGUAUAGUUUUCAAAGUAAUCUAUUUCGUAGUGAGCUUCACUGUAAUGACGGAAAAAACCGAGUAAAAACAAAUCCUGCUUACUUUUUUUUACGAUAUUAAACAAGCUUGAUGUUCUGGGC
Molecule: messenger RNA, 5217 nt
Organism: Porites evermanni
Lineage: Eukaryota; Metazoa; Cnidaria; Anthozoa; Scleractinia; Poritidae
Source: the annotation of a GenBank genome assembly